AUGUUGACUCGGUUUGUGUCCCGUUUGGCUACGCGCUCGAGAGGAUCCGCAGUAGCCAGCCGUGCUCUCUCCCCAGCUUCCUUCCGGGCGAUUUCUCCUGGUCUCUCUCGUAGCCUCCACACUGUCGAGAGCAAGGCCCACCUGGAGAAGGUUGCUAAAGACUCGGUCCCGCUUGUCACCUUCGAGCAAGGAGAGCGUAAGGAGCAAAUGCUUCACGUCGAUCCUCAGCCGGUUACUUCUACCGUGCAAGAUUCCCAGACUGCUGCCCAGCCCUUUGAUGGCUCUGUGUUUCAAAACUUGACGCCGACUAUGGCUAAGUUCACUCUCAUCGGCAGGGUUGCUAUCAUUACAGGAGGAGGUCGUGGUCUAGGCUUAAACAUGGCUCAGGCUCUCGCUGAAGUUGGCGUGCGUGGCAUUGCCAUCCUUGAUGUCCAGCCCGAUAUAGGAGAGGCUGCUGCACAAAAGCUCAGCGAAGACACUGGUAUUGAUGUACGAUUCUAUAGCGUUGAUGUUCGUGACGAGGACGGCAUCUCUGAGGCUAUUGAAAACGCUGCGUCUCACUUCGGUCAGAUCGAUAUUUUGAUCAACUCUGCUGGAAUUGCCGACUCCAAUAUCAAGGCUGAGACCUAUAAUGUCGACAUGUGGCGUCGCCUCAUAGACAUCAAUGUGACCGGGAACUUUCUCGUUGCACAGGCUGUAGCCCGCAAGAUGAUCUCCUCUGGAAACGGUGGCUCCAUCAUCAACAUUGCCUCGAUGUCUGGAUCUGUCGUAAACUACCCCCAGGAGCAGUCUUGUUACAACGCGUCCAAGGCUGGCGUCAUCCAGAUGACCAAGUCCCUGGCAACUGAAUGGGCUCGCUACGGCAUACGCGUAAACGCCAUCUCCCCCGGUUACAUGGACACUGCACUGAACCGCGUCCCAGCUCUUGAAGCCCAGAAGAAGAUCUGGAUUGACCAUACCCCGCAGAAGAGACUUGGUGGUGUCGCGGAUCUUAAUGGUCUUGCAGUUUAUUUGGCCAGUGAUGCGAGCGCGUACAUGACGGGCAACAACUGUGUCAUUGAUGGUGGAUAUACCCUCUGGUGA
Molecule: messenger RNA, 1083 nt
Organism: Pseudovirgaria hyperparasitica
Lineage: Eukaryota; Fungi; Ascomycota; Dothideomycetes; Acrospermales; Acrospermaceae
Product: NAD(P)-binding protein
Exons: 3
Coding region: 1-1083 (360 amino acids)
Molecular function (GO): oxidoreductase activity, acting on the CH-OH group of donors, NAD or NADP as acceptor
Source: RefSeq, a predicted model, not a curated record